Messenger RNA from Drosophila eugracilis, 3003 nucleotides. It is a transcript of the gene Sirt7, whose product is annotated as NAD-dependent protein deacetylase Sirt7. Gene Ontology annotation, molecular function: NAD+ binding. The record is from RefSeq and is a predicted model, not a curated record. NCBI's taxonomy places the organism in Eukaryota, Metazoa, Arthropoda, Insecta, Diptera, Drosophilidae. The transcript has 2 exons. Bases 213 to 2534 code for a protein of 773 amino acids.
UACCUUUUUUUCCCAAAAAAAAAGAAACAUUUACAAAACAAAAGUUGUCGCUGAAUUUGGAAUUGUCCGGAAGUCCACAGUUACAAAUGUGAAAUAAAAUGUAAGCCGAUAUUCUGCAGAGGAUACCACCCACAUCAAGAUUUCCCCGUUCCUGGCUGCGGCGCACUUUUACUGAGGGUCCCCCCCCGCACAAUUUCGAAUUGUGCCGGAUCAUGGAGCAGGAUCUGGACAAGGAAAAGGAGGAGGAGCAGAGCAUGGAAAUGGAGCCCAAGCAGGAGAUGGACGUGGCGCAAUCUUAUAUAACGCGGGCUAAGAUGAAUCCUGCCAAGAAGGAUAAUGAGAAGCGGAGACGCAAGGAUGCCAUGCGAAGGGUAUCGAUGAUAUUGCGAAAGUGCGACUCACUGCGGUCGACGGAAGAUAAACAGUUCCUGGAUAAGCAUCCGGACAUGGUGAAGGCGACCAAGAAGCGCAAGGAACGCGUAGAAAUCUAUAAAGAGCGAGUGGUGGAGCGUGAGGAUGCUCCUCAUGUCAUUGAGGCAAAGGUGGAACAGUUGGCCAACAUUAUAUCUCAAGCGAAGCACCUAGUUUGCUAUACGGGAGCUGGUAUAAGUACAGCCGCUCUGAUUCCGGAUUAUCGUGGUAGCCAAGGCAUAUGGACGCUACUACAGAAAGGCCAGGAUAUCGGGGAACAUGACUUAUCCAGCGCGAAUCCUACCUAUACACACAUGGCACUUUACGAACUACAUCGUCGGAGAUUGCUCCAUCAUGUAGUCUCCCAGAACUGCGAUGGCCUGCACUUGCGAUCGGGAUUACCAAGGCAUUCGUUGUCCGAAAUCCAUGGAAACAUGUAUGUGGAGAUUUGCAAGAACUGCCGCCCAAACAGCGUUUACUGGCGCCAGUUUGAUACUACAGAGAUGACCGCCCGCUACUGCCACAAGACCCACCGUCUAUGCCAUCGCUGCUCGGAACCUCUGUACGACACCAUUGUUCACUUCGGAGAGCGAGGGAAUGUAAAGUGGCCGCUGAAUUGGGCGGGAGCCACGGCGCAUGCGCAACGCGCGGAUGUGAUCCUUUGCCUAGGCUCCAGUCUCAAGGUCCUCAAGAAGUAUACAUGGCUGUGGCAGAUGGACCGACCUGCCCGCCAGCGUGCUAAGAUCUGUGUCGUCAACCUGCAGUGGACACCCAAAGAUGGAAUUGCCAGCAUCAAAAUCAAUGGCAAAUGCGAUCGGGUGAUGGCCCAGUUGAUGCACCUACUCCACAUUCCAGUUCCCGUUUACACCAAGGAAAAGGAUCCCAUUUUUGCACAUGCGUCGCUUCUUAUGCCCGAAGAACUGCACACGCUUACUCAACCCUUGCUAAAGAAUGCAGACGAGGAGGAGGCUUUUACCACCACCACUGAAGAAACGCAGGACUCGACCAUUUCCAGUGAAAGUUAUAGCUAUAACUGCAUCGACCUGCCAAUCGGAAAGGGUCCCCGCAUACGCACUCCCAUCAAGAAUGGAAGAAGAAUUAAGACUAACCUGGAGUUGCGCCAAAAAUUCAAGCUGCUUAAUGGACAGGAUGACGAGAUUAAGGUAGAACAAAUUGAUACAAAUGGGGAGGUUAAAACGGAGAUAGACUCCAGCCCGCAGCUAAAAGAGUUAUCUAUUAAAAUUGAGACUGAAGUGAAACUAGAAGAAAAAGAAAGCCAGGACACCAUUUUUAAGCAAGAGCUUCAGCUUUUGGAGCUGCUGCCCAAACUCGAACCACUUUCUCUUAAAGAAGACACCGAGGAUCCAGUGAACAAUGGGUUCAUGGAACUGCCAAAACUAGUCGCCAUACAAAAAACUCACGUGGAAAGCUUGGCCGCUCUCCCAAUUGAGCUGAGAUUAGAGCCACUUCAGCUGCCACCACUGGUGCCCAUUGGAGCGCCAUUGUCCACUCCCUUUGUAGAGCCCAAGAUUGUACAGCCACCUACCCAUCAAUCGCUCAACACACAGAACCAGAGCGAUGUGGAUGGUGACUCCACGACAGAGAAUGAGAACGAAGGAGAGGAGGAGGAGGAAAGCGAGCUGGCCCAAGUGGAUCUGUUAAAGCAGAACAACAAUGAAGAGUUGCUCCGCCAACUGCCCUCCUGGUACGAUGCCAAGUAUGCGUACUCUGGCCUCCACAGCAUAUUGAUACCACCGCCAGCGGACCUCAACAUUUGGAACUCGCAGGUGGUGCCCAACUUUGCGAUGAACCGAUCUGCCGCCAGUUGUGACUUUUGCUUUGAUCGGUAUGCAGAGCUCGAAUGCCAAUUCUAUCGACGCUGGAACCUCAGUCAACGCAAGCAUAAGAAACGAGCCAGGAGUGGUCGGUUCGUGGUCUGCGAGUGCUGUCCAACGUCCGAUGACGAUGAUGACUACGACGAGAAUAUAUCAUUGGCACACAUCGCAGCGGCGGAGACGGCAAAGCGAAGACAACAGCUGAGCACGAGUUUCCCCCGAAAGCUGGCGCGCACCCAAGCAGGAUGGUAUGGUAAGGGCUACAAGAAGGGACGGAAGCGAAGAUAGAUCGACAAGUUCAUGUCCCAAUCCUUCUAGGGCAGUGGAAGAGAUUUGCUGAAACAUGCUCGCUUCAAUAGUAUUUUAGCUAUAGGAUCAUAAGUCAUAGCAUAGAUGGUAGUGCCAGCUAGCAUAGGAUAGGGUUCCUUUUUAUUUAUACGUCUUUUUAAAAUGUCGCAUAUAUUUAGCUAAGUGAAUGUCCCUCAGUUUUUGUCUAUUUAAGCUAUUUGUUAAGUCAACAGUUUACUGAUAUUUUAUUGUGUUUCUUAUAUGUCACAAUUGUGGAAUUCUUGUCUCGGUAUUCGGUAUGUUUUGACUUGCUUGAAGAUAUUAAUAAAUUAAGUUUGUUUCAAGGAAAUGCCUAUAAUUAUGUCCAGAUUAUUUAAGUUUUUACUGAAGCUUAAAAACGUAGAACCUAACUUCCGCCCUUAAAAAUUUAAGUUAAAUAAAGAAAAUAAGCAUUAUGGUACAAUGAGAA